UCAUAUUCUCGCUUCAUUACGCGUGGCAUCCACCCGCUCCAUCUCAGUGCUCUCAUCUAAGCAUUGAAGAAGGGGAAGAUAAAAGUUUCUGCCCUGCAUCUUCUCUGAGUACAACUUCGAUUUUCAGGCUGCAAUAGUAUCACCAUCAAAUGAGAAGAAGGUGUGCCGCUACUUAUUGCACUUGCACGAACUGAGGUUCAGUUGUAACAUAUUCAGCUAGGUGCAGUGCAAUAGUUUGCUCUUAUGAAAUCUAUUAAGCCAGAUUGGUUUCCUGCCCCCAAAAAAAUGUAUCCAAAUUGUUGGGCCCGUGCGCAGCACGGGCAAUGAAUCAUCUAGUCAUACUUAAUAAGUAUGGGUUUCUUCAGAUGACCAAAAGGGUAAAUCGCUGCACAAUGAUUUGCUCCUCCAAACAAAAAGGGUAACAUCUGCUGAAAUAGGACUCUGCUUGCUGGAUGUGUUUGCAACAACGCGAGUUGCUAAUUGUUGGAAAUUUUGAGGGGAAAAAACUACAACUGCUAUUCUAAAAUCUAAUUUUAUACUCUGAAAAAGUUUCAUUUUGUGGACAAAUCCAAAAGAAAACGAUUUUCCAUCCGAAAGACGAAGGGUUCUCUGCAAAUUUAGCAGACCACCAAAGCUCUAACUUGAGUAGCUAUGAUACUGCUUCGUGGUUCUAACUAAAGUAUUAUUGAUUCACAAGAACUUUGAAAAGGUACAAAGGCAACCUAAGAUUUUUCUGCAACUAUUCGUCUAUGGCGGACUUGAGCAUUGCUUUUUUCUCUCUCCUCCUCCUUUUCUUCUCUCUAUCCCUCCUUGUUUUCCUCGCCUUCAUCGUCCGACCACGCCCCGUCAAAGUUCCAAUUAAAAAUCGCCAUGUCUUCAUCACUGGCGGCUCAAGCGGUAUUGGCUUAGCUCUAGCUCAACAGGCUGCUUCAGAAGGUGCAAAAGUUUCAAUACUUGCUCGUAACAUUGGUAGACUCGAAGAUGCGAAGGAGUCAAUUCGGCUUUCUACUGGCCGUGACGUGGCCAUUUUCAGCGCUGAUGUGAGAGACUAUGAGGCUGUCAAGAAGGCUGUAGAAGAGGCAGGACCAAUCGAUGUGUUGGUGUGCAAUCAGGGAGUUUUUGUCCCUCAGGAAUUGGAGACCCAAGAUAUUGAGGAGAUCAAGUUCAUGAUUGAUGUCAAUUUGACUGGGACUUUUCACCUGAUUAAAGCUGCUUUGCCUGGAAUGAAGAAUAGGGCUGAUCGUGGACCUGGGUCCAUCGCUAUCAUGUCUUCACAAGCUGGCCAGGUUGGGAUAUAUGGUUAUACAGCUUAUUCAGCCAGUAAGUUCGGCCUCAAAGGACUGGCAGAAGCACUGCAGCAGGAAGUAAUUGGUGAAAAUAUUCACGUAUCACUAAUAUUUCCCCCGGACACUGAAACUCCUGGAUUUGCUGAAGAGAACAAGAGGAGGCCACAGUUGACUAGUAUACUAGCAGCUUCUUCUGGUUCCAUGAAAGCUGAUGAAGUUGCAAAGAAAGCUUUGAAUGGCCUUAAAUCAGGAAACUUCAUUGUCCCCUGCAACUUUGAGGGAUUCUUUCUUUCCAUCGCAACUGCUGGUCUAUCUCCUCAGAGAUCAUUCCUGAUGGCAUUUAUCGAAGUGAUAGCUGCUGGAAUAUUACGUGUUGUUGGUCUAUGUUUCCAGUGGAAUUGGUAUGGUAGCAUUGACAAAUUCCUUGAAGAAAGGAAAUAGAGAGUAACUACUAAACAGAUUCUAACAUAAUUUCAUCAAGAAUUGAUGUUUGAUCGAACAAAUGGAUUUCGACGUGAAAUCGAACUUUUUUCAUGAUGUCUUAUGUACCCCUAGGCUGUCCACUUUUCAUCUACUUCUUUGCAAGUGAACUAAAAAAAACUAUGUAGUUUUGGUUCCUCUUUGAUUUUAUACAUUACCAAGAGUUUGUGGAUA
Molecule: messenger RNA, 1940 nt
Organism: Solanum tuberosum (potato)
Lineage: Eukaryota; Viridiplantae; Streptophyta; Magnoliopsida; Solanales; Solanaceae
Product: 3-dehydrosphinganine reductase TSC10A-like
Exons: 8
Coding region: 750-1727 (325 amino acids)
Biological process (GO): sphingolipid biosynthetic process
Cellular component (GO): endoplasmic reticulum membrane
Molecular function (GO): 3-dehydrosphinganine reductase activity
Source: RefSeq, a predicted model, not a curated record